This is a messenger RNA of Nothobranchius furzeri (turquoise killifish), 1371 nucleotides long. RefSeq names its product centrin, EF-hand protein, 2 (gene cetn2). Gene Ontology annotation, molecular function: calcium ion binding. The record is from RefSeq and is a predicted model, not a curated record. Gene Ontology annotation, biological process: mitotic cell cycle; nucleotide-excision repair; centriole replication. Gene Ontology annotation, cellular component: centriole; centrosome. Lineage: Eukaryota; Metazoa; Chordata; Actinopteri; Cyprinodontiformes; Nothobranchiidae.
UGCUUUGGAGCUCCGGCUCACCUGGUGUUGAAAUCAAACGCGUCGAAGAGGCGUACCUGAUAUUAGCUUGAAACAAGCUAUGUUUCUUUCGAAAUAUAAACAGCUGUUUUCAGUAUAGGUUGUGAUGUGUGACAGGUGUUUUUUAAGCUAAACUUUGUACGAGCGACGCCUCCACUUGUUCGUAGAAGCUUCACGAGCGGAAAUAGUGAUUUAUUUUUACAUUUGCUGCUCGUUUUGGUCUAAAACACAGGAACUAAUGGCUACCAGCGCCAAGAGGCCCUCCCUGCAGGGUCCAGUACCCCCUCCGCGCAAGAAGACAGCCCCCAAGCUGGAACUGAAUGAGGAGCAGAAGCAGGAGAUCAGGGAGGCCUUCGAGCUGUUUGAUACUGAUAGUUCUGGAAUCAUUGACGUGAGGGAGCUCAAGGUCGCAAUGAGAGCUCUGGGGUUUGAACCGAAGAAGGAGGAGAUCAGGAAGAUGAUUGCAGAGGUGGAUAAAAACGGCACAGGCAAAAUCUCCUUUGCAGACUUUCUGGCAGUCAUGACUCAGAAAAUGGCUGACAAGGAUUCUAAAGAGGAGAUCCUAAAAGCUUUCCGUCUCUUUGAUGACGACGAGACAGGCAAGAUCUCUUUCAAGAACUUGAAGAGAGUUGCCAAGGAGCUCGGAGAAAACCUUACAGAUCAGGAGCUGCAGGAAAUGAUCGAUGAGGCCGACCGGGAUGAAGAUGGAGAAGUGAGCGAGGAAGAGUUCUUGCGUAUCAUGAAGAAAACCUGCCUGUACUGAAGAAGCUCUGUGACUUUUAAGCUGGUGUUGCAGUCAGUGAGACCAGAGGAGGGGGGGAGGGGCUUUGUGUACAAUGCUGCUCAUACACGAGUGUCUUGCAAAACCAUUUUUAUCCAGAUUUAUUCACAAAAAUGCUCAAAUCACAUAAUAUCCUUAUUUAUUGCUAUAAUUAUUUGAAUUAGUCGCUGCAGACCUUUGACAGCCGUCCAUUUAUAGCGAAGGGUUUCUCUCUGUGGCAAACAUGAUUCAUGCCAGUGCUAGUUACUGGUAGAACAGGUGCAUCUACAGAUUAGCUGUUAUUGUGUAACUCAGCUUUUCAAUGAGUUUAUAGAAAUGCCCGUGGUGAACCUCGGAUGAACGGGGAGUGCUCUCUACUCUGUGCUGCCUCUGGAUCUAAGGUGCGACCAUCCCAAUCAGGGAAGCUGCCUACAAACCCCUCGGCUCCCACCACCUCCAAGCUUUGAAUGGUGAUAUAUUUAUCUGCAUCUUUGUUGUGCAUAUUUCCUCUUCUGUUUUUGUAUAUUGUGCAUUGAUGAGUGAUUAUACAUGUCAGAGUAGUGUUUACAGACCAGAUUAAAUAUAUUAAAGCA